Molecule: messenger RNA, 722 nt
Organism: Meloidogyne enterolobii
Lineage: Eukaryota; Metazoa; Nematoda; Chromadorea; Rhabditida; Meloidogynidae
Source: the annotation of a GenBank genome assembly
UAAAAGAUCGAAAUCCUUUCACAAGAUCGAAACCUUCGUCAGACAAUUUAACACUCCCUCAAUUGUAACAAUAAUUAAAAUUCUAAAAAAUGAUGAUGGUUUUGAUCUUGUGUCAGUUGACUUGAUUUAUUGUCACUUUCAUUUCUUAAACUUUUUUAAAUUUUCUUAAGAUUUCCCUUAGUCUUUUUCUUUAAUAAAAAUAUUUCUAUUCUUUAAAUAUAAAUCUUAAAUUCUUGGUAUUUAUCUUUAGUCUUACUUAAACUUUUUCACAUUCCACUCUUUUUAAAAUAAUAAAACAAACUUAAAUAAUCGUAGGACUUUGACCGCAUAUUUUUUAAAGUUUGUGAACAGUACACAAAAACGUUCAAAUCCAUGCAUCAAUUGAUCAAAUUGAUGUCAAAAAAAUGAAGGAAAAGGAAGGAGAAACGGGUCAGCUGCUAUUCUUUUCACUCAAAUUGUUUGAUGAGCAUUCCAUAGCCUUUAAAAAAAUAAUUUUGAUGGUGUUCAAGAUCUUCCCAGCUGGCAUAUCUUAUCCUUCCCCUUUAAAUUUUUUCACCGUUCUCUCAAUCCUAUUUUCUAAUCAUUCUCAAUCCCCUUCCAUCCCCUUUGCUCAAUGUAUCGAUUUAGUUUUAAAAGUUUUUUGGGAUCACCUGGUGAGCCACAGCCGUUUUGGUUGGAGUGGGCGUAUAAAUUACAAGCUUAGAGAGUAUCAUGUUAGAUAA